Messenger RNA from Linum trigynum, 327 nucleotides. The record is from the annotation of a GenBank genome assembly. Lineage: Eukaryota; Viridiplantae; Streptophyta; Magnoliopsida; Malpighiales; Linaceae.
AUGGCGUCUUCUCCAUCUCCACCUCCCCCUCAAAUAAGGACUCACCAAUCCAUCGUCAAGCUUAGCCCCCGGUACGACGGGAGCAUCAUCUACGACUCGUAUGAACUCAGAGCCAUGACAUGUCAGGUCAAUAGGGCCCUACAAGGACUCAAGUGGUCGUCACCUCACCCAGCGUAUGUCACCCACAAAGGCUGCAUCGUCGGUCCAAGAGCGGCCUGCAGGGAGUACAUAGGCAGGUUAUGGAAGAAGGCUACCAAAAUGUUGCUCUUCAGGAAUCUGCAGGGAAACAAGAGCCGAUCAUUUGCUUCCAACGAACCACUCCCGUAA